AUGUUUUCGGCUUUCAAAACUAGUCACUCACCUGAGGCGACAUCCCUGAUCAAGAAGCAUGGUGUUAACGAUGCACUUUUUGUUAAGAAUCUCGGGUAUUUCACCAACAUCGACCUGAACAUGGUUGGUGACCAUAGCUUCACCGCCAUGAGCGUAGGCUUCUGUACGGAGCAUGGAGAUAUCCUGGACGUAGAGUAUGAGAUGCGCACCGAAGAAGGGAUGAAACGUCUCUUGACUGGAAAAGUGAAGUCUCAACAAGACUACACAUCUGGAGAACAAAGGGUCGCUGCUCGAGUGAGUGUCCUUGAUCCUCUCACUAUCGAGGAUCAAGAUAUGGAUAAACUGAAAGAUCCAAAACAGAUCAGCACGCUGGCUGGGGUAGACAUGGCUAUCUCUCGUAUUAACACGUAUAGAGAAAGACUUGACAGUGAGAGAACUCGGCUUGAGAAUGAUGCCAAGGCGCUGUGUCUUCAGAAGGAAUUCGCUGAAAAGAGACUCAAGGCAUUGAAUGAGAAGCGCGUUUAUCUGAGGAGCGAAAAGCAGUAG
Fusarium tjaetaba is the source of this 546-nucleotide messenger RNA. RefSeq lists its product as uncharacterized. The record is from RefSeq and is a predicted model, not a curated record. The coding region runs from base 1 to 546 and encodes 181 amino acids. Lineage: Eukaryota; Fungi; Ascomycota; Sordariomycetes; Hypocreales; Nectriaceae. The transcript is spliced from 2 exons.